Olea europaea var. sylvestris is the source of this 1466-nucleotide messenger RNA. Its product is annotated as biotin--protein ligase 2-like. The transcript has 10 exons. Gene Ontology annotation, biological process: protein modification process. Bases 70 to 1161 code for a protein of 363 amino acids. NCBI's taxonomy places the organism in Eukaryota, Viridiplantae, Streptophyta, Magnoliopsida, Lamiales, Oleaceae. Gene Ontology annotation, molecular function: biotin--[biotin carboxyl-carrier protein] ligase activity. The record is from RefSeq and is a predicted model, not a curated record. Gene Ontology annotation, cellular component: cytoplasm.
UCUCCGUCACAAGCCCACGGCCCGUCAUUGCCGCCAUUUUGCUCUGUAUACAGAGCUGAAAAAAUCCAUAUGCUACUCUUCAUAGGCUCCCCUCGUUUUCUCUCUCUUCCGAAACUCAUUUUCAUUCCCAAAACUAUCUUACUCUCAGUCUCUGCAUCAAAAAUGGAGUUGGAAUCACCAACUACGUUGAUCUUAUGCGGAAAAUCAAGUACAGAGAACGAAUUAGCCAUGUUGUUGAAGACCAAUAACACGUUAAAACUCCCAGAGAAUGCUUCGAUAAAUGUUGUUUUGCAUUCGGAGAAUGAAAAACAAGAGAGCUUUCAAAAGGAUGCGUUUCAGAUAGAUUCAUAUAUGAAUUCUCUUUCAACUUCUCGUUUCGGAAAAUUCCUCAUUUACUCUCCCAAAUUAGCGUCUACACACGAUGUUGUUUCCCAUAAUUUUUGCGAGCUGCCGUUAGGCGCAGUAUGUGUUGCUGAUGUGCAGCUCAAAGGCAGAGGUCGGUCAAAGAAUGUGUGGGAGUCACCGAAGGGAUGCCUAAUGUUUUCAUUUACCUUACAAAUGGAAGAUGGUCGAGUGGUGCCACUUGUGCAGUAUGUUGUGUGUCUGGCAAUGGCUGAGGCAAUUAAUGACGUUUGUCUUCGAAAUGGUAUACCACCUCCCAAUGUUAGAAUAAAGUGGCCAAAUGAUCUGUAUUUAGAUGGUCUUAAAGUGGGAGGCAUUUUGUGCACAUCAACAUAUAGAUCAAAGAAGUUCAGUGUCAGUGCUGGAAUUGGCUUGAAUGUUAGUAAUGAGAAACCAACAACAUGCUUGAAUGCAAUUAUACAAAGAUUAACCUCUGUUGUUUAUCAACUACAACGAGAAGAUAUUGUGGCAGCUUUCUUCAAUAAAUUUGAGAACUAUUACGAUAUUUUCAUAUGUCAAGGAUUUCAAGCACUUGAGGAAUUGUACUACAAGACAUGGCUGCACAGUGGACAGAGAGUUAUAGUACAGGAGAAGAAUGAAAAUCAGGAUCAAAUUUCAGAGAAUGUAGUCACCAUCCAGGGUAUAACAACUUCUGGGUAUUUAUUAGCUGUCACUGAAGAUGGUCAAGCAUGCGAGCUCCAUCCAGAUGGAAAUAGUUUUGAUUUCUUUAAAGGACUUGUGAGGAGAAAACUGGUCUGAAGAUUUAUUCGUUGCUUCUACUGGAUAAAACAAAAGGGCUAUCAACUUUACCUCGUGAAUUUGUGAGGAUACUUUCUUAUUGUCCUUUCCCAGUUUUGCCUAACUAUGCUGUUAAAUUUUCUUCAGCAAAAGAUAUGCUCUAGAUGUAGUUAAGUUUUUUAGUAAUGUUAUAGUAAGAUUUCUCAGGAUAAUGUACCCAGAUUGCUGUUCAAUAUUGUCGCAUUAUAAUCUAAUAUUGAGAUUGUACAAUUUGAGUGUAAUGACAUGUUUAUUUUCUAGAAUAAGCAAAGCCCAUUAUGACCUAA